Sphaeroforma arctica JP610 is the source of this 649-nucleotide messenger RNA. RefSeq lists its product as hypothetical. Lineage: Eukaryota; Ichthyosporea; Ichthyophonida. The record is from RefSeq and is a predicted model, not a curated record. The annotation marks the transcript as partial. The transcript has 5 exons.
CGCACAGAGACGCGAAUUUGGAGAUUUGGUCACAUACCAACGGGCACUCAAACUGUCAGGGGGGCGUGUAGAAGUUGAGACACUGUUACAACCUGCACUCAGCGUUGAGUAUACGGUUGAGGCUACCUUCCAACCGAGUGCUUCGUAUAGUGAUGCCUGUAGCUCGGCUGUGAGUGGCUUUACCGAAACUAUUCACAUCAGCAUCCAGGAGCGAAUUCCAGACCUUACGCUGAAUGUCUCCCCGGGUGGCACCAAGUUCCUAGUACAAAUGCUUACCAUGACAUUGAUCUACGCUCUUGAGAUGGCUCUAGACCCUUCUGUUUCCAUUGAUGAGGCGCCCUUUGUUUCUCGUGAGGUGUAUGAAUGGAAGCGCGGUCCCAUGAUACAACGACAAGACUUCGACAACAAGACCUUGUGUAUCAUACAGGUAGGGGCGCACGACCUCGCGUUCCGGUCCAUGCUGGCGACAUUUGAGUACAUGACGAAGGCUCUGGGGCUGAUACACGCCAUGGCAAUCAAUUUUCCCCACUCCACCUUUGUAGUACAAAGCACAGCCAGCUAUGGCAUACCCAAGAGCAGGGGUAUCCACACCAUCCGCUACAAGGCAGAAGGAAGCCGGCACUUCCGCAAAGAGACUAAUACGGGGUAG